This is a messenger RNA of Poecilia reticulata (guppy), 3268 nucleotides long. RefSeq names its product NUAK family, SNF1-like kinase, 1b (gene nuak1b). Lineage: Eukaryota; Metazoa; Chordata; Actinopteri; Cyprinodontiformes; Poeciliidae. Gene Ontology annotation, cellular component: cytoplasm. Gene Ontology annotation, molecular function: ATP binding; tau-protein kinase activity. The record is from RefSeq and is a predicted model, not a curated record. Gene Ontology annotation, biological process: microtubule cytoskeleton organization; intracellular signal transduction; protein phosphorylation.
GCGUGGUCAUGUCAGAAGAGGGCAAGCAGCGUAUGUGGGACAAGACCGCUGGAAGGAAAGGCAGGAGAGAGCAGGAGGAGGUCUGCCGAAAAACUCCGCCUCCGAUCUCGGAUCAUCUCGCAUUCCUUCUUCACGGCCCCUCACGCCGUGUAUAGAGAGAGAAAGGGAAGGAGAAACACAAGAAGGGCACACGAAGAAGGAGAGGGGAAAAACAAGAAGGGGCGCAGCGAAAACGACCAUGGCAGUAUCCACAGCGCGUCAGCGUGAGACAGAGUCCGAGCACAGCGUACUCCCACCGCCGCCGAGCAGAGCCCGGAGCAUGCAGACGCACAAUAGACAGCCUCUUGAUGAAUGAAGGGAGCUGUGUACCUGGGCCGUGGACACAAUGAGGGUCAUCUUCACCCAAAACGCCGGUUUCGUCGCAGCUUUUUCGCCUUUCUUGUGAUGCUGGCAAAGUGUAGGACGACAGAUGACGUGAACAACAUAGAAUUGACCACAGUUAGAUCGUGCCAGUUUAUUUAUGUUUUUUUUUCUUCUUUCUUUUCUUUUUUCUUCAGCAUGCAGAGAUAAUAUAGCCAGUAUUUGUCAAAAACGAAAGCGUGGUCAGAUUGCGACAUGCAGCCUUGCUGUCGAAAUCUGAACACAGAAUAGUCUAUGUUUUAUUAGCUACAUUGCUGGCAUUAUAAUUUAAUUUGUAUGCCUAUUAGUUAUUAUAGAGUGACCAUUUUAGAUCAGCGCGCCUCAUUAGUAGUCGAUUAUAACGCGAUUAUAACAUAAAAUAGCUAAGAGAAGAAAUGUUUGUUUUCUUCGAUCAAAGACAAUCAGUAAAUAUUAGAUUCCAUAUGUGAUAAUAUCAUUUGCUUUAUGACUUGUAAUUUAUUUAUUUAUUAUUACUAUUAUUAGGUCUUUUAAGUAUUAUCGUAUUGAUUAGUUUAAGUUAGUAGUUUAAAUAUAUUUAACAGUUGAGAAGAUUGUUUAAAACGCCUCCCUAUAGUAAAAUGGAGACCGCUUAUUUAUCACCCCACCGGGGCGCCGCCCGUCCCGAGUCCCUGAGAGGUCAAAGCGCAGCGGGCAAACCGGCGGCGGGUGUCCCCUCCCCUCCGACUCCACCUCCGGCCUCACCUGCCGGCGCCUCACCCGAGGAGACCCCGGCACAAGGCGACGGACGGCGGAACUCGGGCGUGAAGAAGCACCACCACAAGCACAACCUCAAACACCGCUACGAGCUCCUGGAGACGCUGGGAAGAGGCACCUACGGCAAAGUCAAGAAGGCCAUUGAGCGGCACUCCGGCAGAGAGGUGGCGAUCAAAUCAAUUCGGAAGGAGAAGAUCAAGGAUGAGCAGGACAUGGUGCACAUCCGCAGAGAGAUCGAAAUCAUGUCAUCCCUCCGCCACCCACACAUCAUCUCUAUAUACGAAGUGUUUGAGAACAAGGACAAGAUUGUGAUUGUCAUGGAGUAUGCCAGUAAGGGGGAGCUGUACGACUACAUCAGCGAGCGUCGGCGCCUUAGUGAGCGGGAGACACGACACUUCUUCAGACAAAUAGUCUCUGCUGUGCACCACUGCCACAAGAAUGGAGUGGUGCACAGGGAUCUGAAACUGGAAAACGUGCUACUGGAUGAAAACUGUAAUAUUAAGAUUGCUGAUUUUGGAUUGUCCAACCUCUACCAUAAGGACAAGCUGCUGCAAACUUUCUGUGGAAGCCCCCUUUAUGCUUCACCGGAGAUUGUCAAUGGAAGACCAUACCGUGGCCCGGAGGUGGACAGCUGGGCUCUCGGAGUGCUGCUGUAUACCUUGGUCUAUGGAACCAUGCCUUUUGAUGGGGGAGACCACAAGAAGCUCAUUCGUCAGAUUAGCAAUGGUGAAUACAAAGAGCCCACUCAGUCUUCAGAUGCCCGUGGACUGAUCCGCUGGAUGCUGAUGGUGAACCCCGAGCGGCGAGCCACAGUAGAGGACAUAGCCAAUCACUGGUGGGUAAACUGGGGCUGGAAGAACAGCGUCUGUGACUGUGAGGCCCAGCGCGACCACGGUGGCUCGCCCAUGCUUGCCCGUUUCAUCGACUGGCAGAAUCGCACUGAGCCACGUAGUGCAGGAGCCAAAGCUGCUGCCGUGCCCCAGAUCCUGCGGCAGAGGCCCAAGAAAUCAAAGAAGGAAAAUGUUGAAGCUAGCCAGUCCCAGGAGGGCGCAGAGGAUAAGCCAGGUUUGAAGAGACCCAAGGGCAUUUUGAAGACAAGGGUCACCGAGGAGCAAAGGUCCACCAGUCCUGAAGAUGUGGAGCUGAGUCGAGGGGCACUGCCUCAACAAGCUGACGGUGGCGAGGAGGCUGCGAGCCCUGACAGAGAGGAAGACGAGCCAGUGAUGGGAGGUGGCUCACCAGCCAAGAUGGUACCGUCUCUACCAAAGAAAGGCAUCUUGAAAAACAACCAACAGCGGGAAUCAGGGUACUACUCUUCCCCGGAGCGCAGUGAAUCCUCUGAGCUUUUAGGAGGUGCCAGCAUGUCUCUGUUGGCUACUUCCCCUCCUAAGCGAGCGAUGGGAAGGAAGGGCAUUCUGAAGCGAAACGGCAAGUACUCCACCUACAGCGGGCUGCCCUCUUCCGCAGCAGUGGCAGGGGUCCUAGGCGAGCCUCCUCCCACAACCGACUCGGGUCUGUCCCGCAGUCAGAGUCGGCCCUCCAGCAUCGUGGGGGAGGACAGCUCUGUUCUGUCGCUAUCGCCGAGUUCCCUCGGUGGAGCCGAGUGGCAUCCCUCCACCCCACACCUCCGCACCAACAUCAGGGCUUGCGUCUCAGCCGAAAACCUGCUGCAGCUCGCCAACUUCAAAGGUCUGCAGACCACGCAGCCCAUCCAAGGUCCAAAGUUUAGUCGCGGCUCCAAAAUGAAAGGCUCCCCGGGGGACAACGGCAGCUUCUCCCUGCUUGGGGAUCUGGAAGACAUGACUCAGGUGUACCAGCAAGCCCUGGACAUCAGCAACAAUCUCACCUAACAAGCGGGUGGCAGAGCAUGAGGAAGCAGAGGGAUUCGAUUGUGACUCUGUGUGCGCAACGAAGAGUGUGCGCAGCAUUAACGACCGGUGUGUUACUGGGAUACACCUUUAGGAGGCUGGGGCUGAAAGAUGCAAAAGAUAUGGCUGCGCUCACACACUUGCACACACAGAUGCACACAUGCAGGUGUACUUCUCUGGUCAGUGGGAAUUAUGUUCCAGGCUUUGUGAACAAGAGAGACACUCUAAGAUGGCACAUGAGAAAGAGAGAGAAAGAGAGAGAGAGA